This is a messenger RNA of Suillus bovinus, 210 nucleotides long. RefSeq lists its product as uncharacterized. The annotation marks the transcript as partial. The transcript has a single exon. The record is from RefSeq and is a predicted model, not a curated record. NCBI's taxonomy places the organism in Eukaryota, Fungi, Basidiomycota, Agaricomycetes, Boletales, Suillaceae.
CACAUGCAUGGACAUCAAGACAGCUGCUAUGUCCGAUAUGCGUCGAAUUUCAUUGAAGGCAUUGGCCGGAUAGAUGGAGAGAUCAUGGAGACUCUCUGGGCACGUCUGAACCUAAUUUCCCCCGCUGCUCAGGGAAUGUCGUCCCCUCAUCGACAGGAAUGUCUCGAUUUUCAGAUGAACGAUUCCAACUUCUGCAAGAUGAUCCACAUG